UUUUUUUCAAAAUAAAUGAUCAAUUUUAAUAAUAACAAUAAUAAUAAUUAUAUUUUACAAAUAUUUAUAUUUCUGGAAACAUCGGUCAAUAUGCUAUGAGAAUAUUUUUGAAUUUCUAUGCGAUGGAUCGAAUCGAAACAUGAGGAUCUGAUCGAAUUUACGAACACAACGAACAUAUGAUUUCGAGAUAUAUAGACACGUCAGUCAAUGCGGCUAAUAAAAAACAAACGAUACGUAUCUAUGUUCUGUGAAUGAUUUUAUUAUUACAUAUAUAUGUCGCAUGAAUUAUUUAACAUUUAUGUUUUGUUAAGGAAGACAUUUAGUCACACAAUAAUAUUCAAUUUUCUCUUGUAUGCGUACAUAUUAGUGUAAGGAACUGUGCAGUGUUAAAAAUAGCAAUACAUUAACAAAAGUGAGAAUUUCUGUGUCAAUUAUUUCGUUUUUUAUUGCAUUUCUAAACAGUCCAGGUUAUUAUAAGUGCAAUAGUCGGUAAACUAUUUAUCACUGAAUCACUUUGUUGAUGGACAAUUAAUAUUUAUAUUCGUUAAUUUUUGAUAUUCGAUUAAUAUCUGGUUUAUAUACCUCUCAGUACCUGUAUAAAUAAGCAAACAAAAUAAUACAAUGGCUAAAGUUACGUUCUCCCCACGUGCCUGUAGCAAAAUAAUUUUACAUGCUGCUAAAUAUCCACAUUGUGCCAUAAAUGGACUUCUCUUGGCUAAACAAAAAAAUAAGUCUGAAAAAUUAAAUGAUUUGUUUAUUGAAGAUGCUAUUCCACUUUUUCAUCAAUGUUUACAUGUAUCGCCAAUGGCUGAGAUCGCUCUUACCUUGGUAGAUCACUUUGCAGGACAAAAUGGCAUGGUUAUCGCAGGAUAUUAUUUAGCCAACGAAUUGCUGCAAGAUUUGAGUACAGAUAAACCAGCUCACAGAAUAGCUGAUAAAAUAGCUGAAACUUUUGGACCUGCCUUGAUGGCAGUAAUUGAUAAUAAAGAAUUCAGUCAUAACAUGCCUGCAAUGCCUCUUCGAAUUUUACAACAUUCCAGUGAUGGCAAAUGGAAGCUCAAGGAUAAAGCAGACAUUCUCUAUGAGGGAGGAGAUGCUGUAACAGAAGCAAUAACAGUUUUAUUGAAAGAAAAACGAUAUGAAAAUCUCAUAGAUUUCGAUAAUCAUUUGGAUGACAUUUCACUAGACUGGCACAAUAAUGAAUUGAACAAGAUAAUAAUCAAGAAACUAGUUGAUCUUCAAUUAUAAAUUUAAUAGAAAAUUUUUUCAAUGAAUCCAUUUGUAGAUUAUUUGAUUAAAAAAAUAUUGGAAUAAUCAAAUGAUGUUAUUAAAACACUUGCUAUAACCUUGACACAAAAAUUUUUUUUUAUUACCUGAUACAUUAUUAUUUAACGGGUCAUCAGCGCAAGGAACACAUUGAAUACUGUUCAAUGUAAAUGUUAUUAUUACAAUGCCAUACAGAAAAUAUUGUUUGCAAACCACCAGCAGUUUUAAGUACAUAUGUAAUAUA
Chelonus insularis is the source of this 1510-nucleotide messenger RNA. It is a transcript of the gene EMC8-9, whose product is annotated as ER membrane protein complex subunit 8/9. Bases 622 to 1248 code for a protein of 208 amino acids. Gene Ontology annotation, cellular component: EMC complex. The record is from RefSeq and is a predicted model, not a curated record. NCBI's taxonomy places the organism in Eukaryota, Metazoa, Arthropoda, Insecta, Hymenoptera, Braconidae. The transcript is spliced from 4 exons.